Mesitornis unicolor (brown roatelo) is the source of this 1439-nucleotide messenger RNA. RefSeq lists its product as uncharacterized. The record is from RefSeq and is a predicted model, not a curated record. NCBI's taxonomy places the organism in Eukaryota, Metazoa, Chordata, Aves, Mesitornithiformes, Mesitornithidae.
AAAAACUGAUUGAGGGACUCAAAUCUCCUGAGACCGCGCUUCUGCUCCCCGAUAUCCUGCCUCUCGCUGACCCCUUCGGUAGCACCUCAGACGCUGUGAAUGGAAAACCCGACGUAGCUGUUGAGAGCCUCAUACCGGGCCUGGAGGCUCCGCUGCCCCAACGCCUGGUGUCGCAGCCCGAGUCUGUGGCCUCCAACAGAACAGACUCUCUCACUGGGGAAGACUCUCUGCUUGACUGUUCUCUGCUUUCUAACCCUGCCGCUGACCUCGUGGAUGAGUUUGCUCCCGUAGCUUUCGCAGCUCAGCCUCACAAAGAAGAUACUAACCUGAUCUCAGGCUUUGAUGCUCCUGAGGGCUCUGAAAAAGUGACAGAAGAUGAGUUUGACCCAAUUCCAGUGUUGAUAUCCAAAAAUUCACAAGGUCUGCAGAGGGAUCCAGCCCUGUUCCCCGCUGCAGCCCUUGAGCUCUGUAAAGGACCUCCCGGCAGCGACGGCCUCGCGUUGUACAAAGCUCGGGCCGAGAGCCUGGAGGUGAAGACGCAGCACAACGCGGAGCCGGACUUCGUCGCCAGGGAUGGGCCUUCCAGCAACAGCUCCUUCUACAGCAGCGAGGGAGAGGGGACGGACCACGAAGCAGAUAUUUUGGAUUGCAGCGGCUCCAGGCCUUUACUGAUGGAUUCGGAAGAGGAGGAGGAAACCGGCAAGGUGUGCGCAGGGUUACUUCAGCCCAGGGAAAGACGCGAGGCCUCCAAAGAAGAUCCCCGCUCCCAGUCUGCCCAGUCCAGAGCAGGGGAGUCGCUGUUCCCUGCCUUCCAGUCGCACACCGGGGAGGUUUUUAACGAACCCGAUGUCUUUGCCACGGCUCCUUUCCGCAGCUCGAGAAAAGUGUCUGAUGAGGUGGACGUCUUCACCAGAGCUCCUUUUCUGUCCAAGGGCAACGUGGCUCUUAGGCAUCCGGAAGAAGCGGACGUGUUUCUGAGAGCUCCUUUCACUAAAAAGAAAAGCGUGGAGGAGUUGACUUCCCACAGCGCGUCCAAGGAACCGUUCGCACCACCCCUCUUCCCGAGCCAAGGAGGCGAGAGGGGGGCGCCCCAGCACCGAGCCAACGCCGUGUUCCCAAGCCUGGAUUCGGCAAUGCGCGGGUCCCCGGCCACAGCCAGACCUCAGUACCCCUCUGCCGGGUUUACCCAGCCGAGCAAUCUCCAUCCCUCGUCCGUGAGAGCCGUGGAGACGCAGGAAACGCCCCCGUCCAAGGGCGUGCGGCAAGAGCAGGGCGGCGAGAGGAGCCCGGCAGGACCCCAGGAAGCCGCGCUGGGCUCCGCGGCGAACAAACCUUUCCGUCCGCAAUCCCUAUCGAAAUAUUCCCGUCACUACAGCCCCGAGGAGGGGCAGGGUCUCGACGUGAAGCCCAUAGCUGCUUACAAGGUGGUUUCUCAGACC